AUGUUCGCUAACAAGUCGUGCGUGAGGGUGGCUGUGACGGGGGGCGCCGGUCAGGUUGCUUACGCGUUGCUUCCCCUCAUUGCCUGCGGCCGCAUGUUGGGGCCCAAGCAGCACAUCCAGCUGAACCUGCUGGAUGUGGAGCCCACCAUGAAUGUUCUUGAGGGGAUCCGUGUGGAGCUCACUGACUGCCUCUUUCCGCUGUUGGACCGCGUUGUCAUCACGUCGGACCCGAAGGUGGCCUUUGAGAAGGCUGAUGUCGUCAUUUUAUGCGGUUCCGUCCCGCUGAAGCCCGGGAUGGUGCGGAGGGACCUCCUUCGAGGCAACAUGGGCCUCAUCGAGGAGCAGGGCCGCGUCUUGGGUGAGGUGGCCGAUCCCGACUGCCACGUGUGCAUUGUGACCAAUCCCGUCAACACAAUUGCUUGUGUUCUGUUGGAUGCCUCGAAUGGGAAGCUAAAACCGAAGAACGUGACGUCGCUUACACGGACGGAUCACAACCGUGCGACGGCGCUGGUGGCGGAGCGAGCCCACGCCUUGGCUGAAGAUGUGAAGAACUGCAUCAUUUGGGGAAACCACAGCAGCACACAAGUUCCGGACAUCAACAGCGCCACCGUGAAGGGCGUUCCUGUGCGUGAGGUUAUAAAAGAUGACGCAUUCCUUGACGGAGAAUUUAUGGAAAUUGUGCGAGAUCGCGGAUAUAAAGUUGUCAGGCUGCGGGGUCGUUCGUCAGGUCUGGGGGUUGCGAGUGCCACAAUUGAUCACGUGCAUGACUGGAUACUUGGCACUCCUGAGGGGAAACAUGUGUCCAUGGUUGUGCGUUCCGAUGGAAAUCCCUACGGUGUGCCGCCUGGCCUCUUCUUUUCCUUCCCUGUGAAGUGCAGCAGAGGCGAGUGGCAGUUUGUCGACAAUGCCAAAAUCACGCCCAAGGUGGCGGAGCUCCUCGCUGUCACCACCAAGGAGUUGGAGGAGGAGCGCGCGGAGGCGGAGAGUAUGAGAUCGGGGGCAGUCUGA
Trypanosoma rangeli is the source of this 1008-nucleotide messenger RNA. Its product is annotated as cytosolic malate dehydrogenase. The coding region runs from base 1 to 1008 and encodes 335 amino acids. The record is from RefSeq and is a predicted model, not a curated record. NCBI's taxonomy places the organism in Eukaryota, Euglenozoa, Kinetoplastea, Trypanosomatida, Trypanosomatidae. Gene Ontology annotation, biological process: tricarboxylic acid cycle; malate metabolic process; oxaloacetate metabolic process. The transcript has a single exon. Gene Ontology annotation, molecular function: L-malate dehydrogenase (NAD+) activity.